AUGCUGUCAACGAUGAAAGCUUCAAGCGCAGCCAUUGCAGAGGCAAUGCCUGUCGAGCAAGCUUCGAACGGCUUCGAUGACGCCGCAGAUAACGGCUCCAGCAGCUUGAGUGAGCUUGGAGACGCCUCAGACGACCAAUCUGAACCCACCCCGAGGCAGACACCAGCAGCAGAAAUGGACGAAGACGAUUCGGAGGCCGAGACAGAGCGCCUAGACACUACUCCACGAAAACUGACCCGAACAGUCCCUGAGACAUCUUUGCUAUCCGAGCCGGCUUACACACGAACCCCCAGCAAACUCGCGCACUCUAAAAACAUAGAAGACGACGAGUCUACUCCUCCCACACCCUCUGCUGGUGCAGAUGAGGCACCCAUUGAUGCAGCAGCUACAGCAGAGAACCCCCUACACUCUCUGUCGCUUAUUGCGACCACAGAGGCUGCUAGCCUAGAACACACGAGCAAGAAACGAAAAAGAACAAGCGCCGAAAGGAGCCCUGUUGGCGAGCAAGACGAGGAAGAACCAUUGCGAAAGAGGAGUGAGCCUGCAAGAAGCUCGGCGCUUGAUGGCCUAGCGGACGCCGCAGCCAAUAGACAAGGCCGUGUGGACGCAGAUGAGGAGCUCGACAACGCUGAAGAGAGUCUUUCUGUGCUUGCGCGUGAGGAAAUGGAACUUGAAGAACGUCGAGCUAACAUCGCUGCACAAACCGUCAACCAAAUGGCAACCGUAGCAAAGCACACAAAACCGCGGAAAGGUGGCAGAAGAGGCAAACGAAAGACAGAGGACGCUAGUUAUGCCUACACUGAACCUUUUGUGGCUGCUGAGCCACAAGACGGCGAGGCUGAAUGCGACCCUGAAGAAGAAGACAGCGGAGUCCUAGAUGAGGAAGUCAUUAAGAAGAAGAUUGCCAUUGAUGAACUCGCAAAGAUUGAAAAGAAGUUCAAGCUCUUCAGAGAGAAACUUUGUGACGAACAAAUAGCACAACUCGAGCGGGAGCUCGAGAUGCUCAAGCAACCCAACUGUGUGCACCCUGAGUACGUCGCAAUGAUCAAAUGCAUAGACGACCGGCGCGCAGAUAAGAUCGCCUACGAGACAAGGUUGUUGGAAUACAAGCAGAAGAACCUCGAGAUAAUAACAGCAGCAGAACGGCACCAGAUGCACAGUCAGUACUUCCAGACUGUGCGGCAUAUACGAGAAGAAAUACUCGAAGAGUGCAACCAGCGAGUGUUUGAAUUGCAGCGCGGCAGACGACAGCUCGGCUGUGACGAGACUGAAUACAUGGUGCGACUGCCCGAGAAGCGGUCAGACCAAAUAAGACACCAGACAGCGUACAAUCUCGAGGUCUCAGUACUGUCAGGCGUUGCCAAGUACGUUGGCUUCCCAGCCGCUCCAGAUAUUAGUGCUGCAAAACCGUCAGAAAUCGAUGAAGAUCUUCGAGCAAUGAAGAUUGCGACUCGUGCUCCGGCUCCGCCCCCAUCAUUUCGUACCUACAACAGAACUACAACAGCAGACGAAGCAGCCGCGGAAGAACAAUUCUUGGAAAGUACACCAUGGGCCAACCCACGGCAUCCCUCACAUCAACAAGAGAGCCGCUACCCUCUUGGACCGUCUCGCGUACCCAACUAUCAGACUCCAGCUGGCCAACGUCGCAUGGUUGAUCUGAGUGCUCCAAACGGCUCUGCUUCCACAAUCGAAGCAAAUUCCAAUCCUCCUUCGUCCAACGCCCACCACACCAAUGGUCUCCUAGGCGAUGCUGAAUCACCGGUUCUGCAUAUGAAGCGCGCACCCUCCGGCCACUCAGCAUACGGUGACGUGCCUGGCUCUGAUCCCCGUGGCAACAUGGGCGUCUUGAGCCGAGAGACAUAUAGUAUGAUGUCAAGCCCCGUGGCACAGCACAUAGAUCUACCCCACGAGCACACUGGUCAACGCUGGGGUGGUAAUGGCAUCCGGCCAAUGAACUCAGCGCCCGGUGCUGCGCCCGGUCAGGCCGGUCCAGCUCGACCAGACGCAGCACGAGCGCCAAUGACCCAGCGUAAUGGCCUUGGUACAAUCAGCGUUGGCAGUGGUCUAUUUGGGCGGUGA
Molecule: messenger RNA, 2079 nt
Organism: Bipolaris zeicola 26-R-13
Lineage: Eukaryota; Fungi; Ascomycota; Dothideomycetes; Pleosporales; Pleosporaceae
Exons: 3
Coding region: 1-2079 (692 amino acids)
Biological process (GO): negative regulation of transcription by RNA polymerase II
Cellular component (GO): Sin3-type complex
Molecular function (GO): histone deacetylase binding
Source: RefSeq, a predicted model, not a curated record